CUUGAUCAUGCGCUGUGUCGCCGUCACGGUGGUCGCGGUAUUGAAUCAGUGCUAGGGGAACAGUGGUUGAGUGCAGACAAGAUGCAUACUGAGCGGAAUGCGGAUGCUAACCAUUUGCUCAGUAACCACGAGACAAAUCAUUAUCACACUCCUUCCGCUAGUGAGAUUUUUCUACGUACUUUUAGAAGUGGACCUGGAAUUCCGUCUGGCCCCAUCAGCAGAAGCAAAGAAGGGGAAAGCCGUGUGCUGGUGCUGUACACGGGGGGGACCAUAGGAAUGAUGAAGGAUGACAAGAAAGCUUAUGUGCCCAUUCCGAAUGCCUUUGAGAAGUACAUCAGGCGAAUACCAUAUAUGCACGACGAAGAAUACGUCGGAACCAGAUUGUCUGCCACGGAGAAAUCCAAAUUCCUCGUUCUGCCGGAGAUGACUGAUAAGACCCGAGUCCUUUACCAUAUCCAAGAGUACUCACAGCUUCUUGACUCCAGCAACAUGGCGAUGGACAGCUGGAUACAAAUAGCUCUCGAUAUCCAGAAGUCUUAUGAAGCAUAUGAUGGCUUUGUCAUUCUCCAUGGAACAGACACAUUGGCAUACACUGCUUCAGCACUUUCAUUCAUGUUUGAAAACCUCGGGAAAACCGUCAUUGUUACGGGAUCACAGAUCCCAGUAUUUGAGUCCAGGAGUGAUGGGCGAGAUAACAUUCUGGGGGCCCUUGUCCUAGCAGGAAAUUAUGUAAUUCCUGAAGUGACAGUUUUCUUUCGGAAUAAUUUAUUCCGAGGCAACAGGACCAUGAAGAAAAGUACCGAUGCAUUUUUUGCAUUUGACUCUCCAAACAUGCCUCCAAUUGCCAAAAUUGGCAUUAAUAUAGAAGUGAAUGCACAGGCAAUUUUUCGACCGUCUACUAUUGAGAAAUUCAGAGUUCACCCAACUUUAAAUCCAAAUGUUGGCCUCCUGAGGUUGUUUCCCAACAUCACAAUUCAGGCGGUGAGAGCAUUCUUCCAGCCCCCAAUUGAAGGUGUUGUUCUGCAGACUUAUGGUGCGGGUAAUAUACCGAGCAACAGAAUCGACUUGAUGGAAGAACUAAAGGCUGCUUCCAGACGUGGCAUCCUCAUUAUCAACUGUACUCAGUGUAUUGAGGGCAGUGUGUGCUCUACGUAUGAAACAGGAAUGAUUCUGGCCCAAGCAGGAAUAAUCCCUGGGGUUGACAUGACCCCAGAAGCAGCACUCACGAAGCUGUCAUAUGUGCUGUCCAAAACAGACUGGGACCUCAACACAAAGCGUGAGUUGAUGCAGAGAAAUCUGCGAGGUGAGUUGAGCUCUGGACAAGAUGGAUCAACAAAACCAUCAAGAAUGUUAACAAACUAUGGACUUAUAACGAAGGAAGACCAAGCAGAAUUGGAGAGCGUAAUACUUCCAGCAUGUAUUAUUCAGAAUGUUAUUGAGGGCAACAUACCUGAGCUUGAGGAUUUGAAAAAUUCUGGUGCUGACUUUUCAUCUGAGAAUGGUGAUUUCAGGACACCACUCCAUAUUGCCUGUUGUGAGGGAAAUUUGGAAAUGGUGGAGUAUCUGCUGUUGAACGGUGCUUGUAUCCACAUGAAGGACAGAUAUGGCAUUACCCCACUGUUGGAUGCAAUUCAUUUUGACAAUCAUGAUAUAAUAAAAUUGCUGAUGAAAUGUGGCGCCCAUCUUCCUUUGGCUCACUCAAGAAAUGUUGGAGAAGAACUCUGCAGUGCAGCUGCUAAAGGCUCCCUGAAGAGACUGCAGUCAUUCCAGUUUGCUGGAGCUGACUUAAGUCAGCCUGAUUUCAGUGGCAACACUGCUCUCCACAUU
Molecule: messenger RNA, 1827 nt
Organism: Cryptotermes secundus
Lineage: Eukaryota; Metazoa; Arthropoda; Insecta; Blattodea; Kalotermitidae
Product: L-asparaginase
Biological process (GO): amino acid metabolic process
Molecular function (GO): asparaginase activity; protein binding
Source: RefSeq, a predicted model, not a curated record